Molecule: messenger RNA, 369 nt
Organism: Exophiala spinifera
Lineage: Eukaryota; Fungi; Ascomycota; Eurotiomycetes; Chaetothyriales; Herpotrichiellaceae
Exons: 2
Coding region: 1-369 (122 amino acids)
Source: RefSeq, a predicted model, not a curated record
AUGGGGAACAUCUGCUCGAAGUCCGCCAAUCAGCCGGACAACUUCUCCACUCCUGGCCAUACAUUGGGUUCAAACGCGGCACCAAAGCCGGCAACAGCUCGACCCCCCCAGAGACUGACGGAGAGCAUCCCCGGCCGGAAACUUGGUGGUAGUAGAGACGGAGCAACAAGCCCGGACAAUGCUCGAAGUGCUGCUGCCAGAGCCGCCGAGGAACGAGCUGCUAAAAGCAACAAGACCGGUGGCAAGCUAUCCGCUCAAUUGUCGAGUCAGAAAAAGCAAACCCAGAACCAGCUCUUGAAUGCUGGCUCAGAUGCAGAGCGGAGAGCUCGAGAUGCCGAUCAGGCUGCACAGGCUCGCAACUGGAACUGA